AUGCGAUGCGCGAGCAAGGCCGCCGAGAGCGCGUCUGCACGUCUCUGUGCGGACGCCGAAGCAGAAACUACAGCAACUGAUGUCCCAUCGGUUGCUGAAUCGACUCAGCCUGUAUCACCUGGUGAUGCAGGCGCUGGUCAUGAAGACACUCGUGUCUUCACAGAGUACGAGCUCGGUGUCUCGUACUCUCCUGAUACGGAUGACGGAUCCGUAUCGACGGCAAUUGAAUCCAAGCCGCCUGCCAAGCGUGGCAUGGACGAUGCUUUGCGUCGCAGCAUCUUUGGUUCAUCUGAUGAGUCAGAUGAACCAUCGCCGAAGCGAAGGCGCUCGAGGUCGCGAGACUCGGGCGCUAAUAGUGGUGUCGUUUCUCCAAUGGACACCACUUCACAGCGAGGUGCCAGUACUUCUGUCGGCACGUCGCAGGAAGAGCGGGACCGCAAUGUGUUGCGUCUCGCUCCAGAAAAGAAGGCAUGGAUGCCUCCUAAAUCUGUCAUGGAUCACUUGUCGGCGACGACGAGUGAUCGUUAUCGAACACGAUUGUUCGAUUCGUCGAGGAUUCAUCACCUUGACCCCAGCGCGAAAGACUAUCGCGCUGAACAUGAGUUCUUCAUCGAUGCUUUCUUCAGACAUCGAUGGUACAGUGGGAAUCACAAACGUGAUGGUCCCUCACUACUUCAGGCGUGGAACGCCUACAUCCAUAAUCUCGAGGAUGUAGGUCGUGACGCUUGGAACGACAAACUUAUCAAAGCUCGUGAUAAGUUUGAAAAGCGAACCCCCGACAGGUGCACGCUAUAA
Molecule: messenger RNA, 795 nt
Organism: Peronospora matthiolae
Lineage: Eukaryota; Oomycota; Peronosporomycetes; Peronosporales; Peronosporaceae
Source: the annotation of a GenBank genome assembly